CUUUAGGUGAUGGCAAGAUCUCUUUUUCCGUAGCACGAUAGUUCGCUCAUUUAAACCGAAUGUUUCCCUCACAACCCUCCAGCUUAGGCGGGAAACGCACCACUCUUUUACAUUCCAGACCGAACAUGGGUGCUUUCCCUGCGUCCUCCUCAACGAAUCAUAUCGUAUCGAGGAACUCUAUAGACUCACUAAACCAAGCCAUAGCUUCUAGAACACUUCCUAAACCGGGCCACCCCCUUCCCAACAAGAUAACUCUCAACCUAGAACCUUAUGAACGUCCAAAUUCUCAUGCCCAGGGAUAUCAAGAGCCCCAAAAUUACAACAAUCCUCGAGAACGAAAGUACAUCCACAACCCUGAACAGCAUAUGAAAGGUGACAGUGGACAGUUCAGUCAGAGGGAUGUUCCCUUCAGCGCAUCCCAGUUCUCCCCCCAACACCAACCCCAACACCAACAAAUGUCAUCCCAGCAACAAAACAUACCAAACCAACACACCCCCUCCCAGUUUAACUAUCAGUCCUCACCACAUGAUCAGUCCUCUAUGCAGCAGUCUCAAGGCAAUGGACAUUAUUCUUCUCAAGGACAGAUGGGACAUAGUGGACAUCAGAUGGUACCAGGUGGACACCAGAUGGUACCAGGUGGACAUCAGAUGGUACCAGGUGGACAUCAGAUGGUACCAGGUGGUGGUCAGAAUCGGGCUGGGUACCCAUGCCAUCAGCGGGAUUUGAAUAACUCUGAGGAAUUUGAUGGGGAUCCUUUCGAUGAAACCCCAGUUCAAGAGCCGGUCCAAUACUACGAAGAAGAAAUGUCCUCAAACAUUGCCCCCACCUACAACCCGGGAUACGUGGUAAAAGAACCCGCCCCCUUCCAAUCAUUCGUUAACGAGCAAUUGGAGAGCUCCAGUCAUCACAGUGAUCACCACAGCAGGGACCGACCCAGAGAAGAACACCACACCUCCGCAGAGAGAAGAUUCCACGAAGAGAGGGUAGGUCAGCACGUGUUGGUGCCCCCGAUGGUGCCUGAUCAUAAUAGUAGGAGCGGACAUCAUGAGAGCCGAAGUGGACAUCAUCAUGAUAGCAGACAUCCUGAGGGUAGACAUUCCGAGACCAGACAUUCCGAGACCAGACAUACUGAGGAGAGGCAACACGGACACCAACAAGAGGAGAAACGUCAUCACCAGGACAGACAUUCUGACGACAGAGCCCAUCGGAGAGGAGCUGAAGAGAGAGGUCGUCAUGGUCAUCACUCGGAGGAGAGAGGUCGUCAUGGUCAUUCCAGUCGGUAUCCAGAGGAGGGAGAGAGGAGUAGGAAUGAAAGGUCACGUGGUGGGCACGUUUAUCAGGACUCAGUUCAGACUAUGAGGGGACUUUCCCCAGCUCACAGCGCCACCGCCUCACCCAGCACAGCAGCAGUUCAGAACAUCCUGAGCUCUAUGAAGGGUCUGGGAGGCUUAACCAAUCCCCUGCUCAACAAACCUAAUACUUCAGAGGAAUCCGAGAUUGGGGCCAGCAAUCUUCAGGUAUCUGAACUAUUAAGGAACCACAUCCGUGAGGUAGCUAAACAGUUGAUAGAAGAGAACGGACUGUCAGGGAGUUUGGACCUGGUGGGUAAGACUGAUCAGAAUAAUAAGAGUGUCAGUCCACUAAAGAUAACAACUUCUAUGAAACGGAGUGAUUCCAAAAAGAGGUCAAGGUCUAUAUCUCCUAGAAAAAGAAGCUCCAGAAGAUCUCACUCCAAAGAACGACGCAGUUCCCGACACAGAAGCCGCCGCCAACGCAGUCGCAGUCGAGACCGUGACAGCAGACGAGACAAAAAACCAGACCUGGACAACGACACAAUCAAGAGAAUAAUGACAAACAAGUACCCUAAGCUAGCAGCUACUUUGAAAGCAGGGGAGAGGCUGGUGGAGGAACACCACAGCUCUCCGAUUGAGACCAUGCUUACACAGCAGCAUGGUCAGAUUCCUGUUUCCAUUCCUACAGGUGCACUGCCUCCCCCCACAGGGGCGUUUCCUCCUCCUGCUGGGGCCUUGCCUCCUCCUCCUCUACUUAAUUAUGGAGGCGUUCCAACCACAAUGUACCAACAGUACGCCUCUUUCCCCGGACUUCCCCGUCAGUUUAACAUGCCACCUGUAUCCAGUAGCGGAGUAGUGUCUGGGUAUAAUCCCAUGCUGACUUCUGGAGGGAUGUUACCCCUGCCCUCAGCAACGGCUCCUGAACCUCCGAAACUAAUGACUGGCCCGAUGCCAAACAGGGAGAAGAGAGUGGGUGUUGAUCAGGGCAAUCUUCUCAGAUGUACGCCCUGCAACCUGAACUUCAAAACUAAGAAGCCGUUCCUGGAUCACAUAGACACGAACCUGCACAAGAAGAGAUUCACAGCCUACGUCAAGGACAAGCUAACUAGCAAGAAGAAAAAGGUUCAUCCCUGCGAAAUGUGCCACCUUGUCUUCACUGCUUCCUUAGAUCUAGCAAAUCAUCAGAUCGGGGAGAUUCAUCUUGCUGUUACCUCCAAGAUGGGACCCCGCCCUGAUGUUACCGGAGCAGAACAAACCAAGGCGUACCCGGUAUCCUGGUCUCACCUCCCUACUAACAAAAUGACAGUGAGUGAUGCUAUCAAAGACGAACAAGAGUUCGCUAAAACCUUCUGUUACGAGUGCCGACUGAAACUCAACAGUCCUGAGGACCUACAAUCUCACAAGUCCGGUAAGAAGCACGCUGCACGUGUCAUAGACCUGGAACAUACGCCGCACAUUCCUCCGCAGCAGUUUUGUCACGUGUGUAACAUGUGGUUCCCUAAUGCAGACCAUUUGGAGCAGCAUAAGAAUCUGGUUCUCCACAAAAAGACGUUGGGAGUGUUUAUAAAGUUCGGGAUACCAAUACCGGGCAUUGCAUACCCUGUAAACCCUAAACGUAACAUGACGAUAGUGAUCGACGAUACACCUACUCCCGCUAAACCUAAAGCUAAUGUACAGUUCGCAAUUCCUAAAGCCCUUCCUAAGAAAAAGUCUGGUCAGGCUUCUCGAGCUAUUGUUAUUCCUGACGAGGCAGCAGCUCAAGAUAAGGAAGGAGCCGCGUUAUCUAACUUACAGCAAUACUCCUCCCCCUCCUCUGAGAGCGACACAACUCCCGAACAAUCCGCACCAGAACCGCCUCCUCCUGGAACUUCGGAAGAGAAGAAAAUACUCUCACUAUCAGGGUCAAAUAGAAGAUCAAGUUCACAAGAACGACGGGAGAGAAGAAAGCGGAGGUUCCGUAGCGCGCGUUCCUCCUCAGGAUCCUCCUCUGACAGUGCUGGUCCGUCAAGUACCUCUCGUCGUAGGAAGCAUUCUUCAUCAUCACGCAAACGUUCCAAAUCACCAAGGCGUAGACGACGCUCACGAUCUCCACAUCGUCGAAAAGGACGGUCCCUUGAGAAUGAUAAAGCCAAGAGUUCCAGAGAAGAAAGAGCAUCUUCAAGCAAAGCAGUUGAUAGGAAGGCAGAUGAGAGAAGUGCUAAUGCCGAAGGAGUUCGCUAUGGAUAUUUCUUAAAGUCUGAAAAGUUUUCCAUAAAGCCUGACAAGAAAUUAGUUGUUUAUGAACCGAUACAAGACCGAAAAGCCGAUAAUCCACCAUCAAAAGAUAACACAAAGGCAGAAGAAGAAGAGGAUGAAGAUAUGGAUAAGAAAGAAUUGAAAACGAUUAAAGGCGUAAUACACAUUAUAAGUGAUGAUGAAACAGCCACAAAAGAAAAGCCCGAAGAUUUAGUAAAGCCUUCAGACCCUGAAAAGAAGUUGGAAAAUGAGGAUUUCAUCCCAGUUCCUCAGUGUGAUGAAACCUUUGAUUUUGAAGAAGUCAACAUUGUUGAUUUUGAGUUUGAUGACGAGGUUAUCGAAGAACCUGUCAAUGAUGAAACCGAAAUGAAUGUCCUGCCUUCGAAAAAUGACAAUACUAAAGAAUUGGCUCCAAUCAACUCCAGUCCUGUAGUUGAUGAGACCUUGAGUGUGUCUGAGGCCAUUUCUGAAACUAUACCUGAUAAUAAACAGGAAUGUGUACAAGAAGACAUGUACGAAUGUCUGACUCCUACGGAAUACAUAGUUCAAUCUCCUAUCUCCAUUCCGUUAAAAAGUAAAGAUGUCCCAUCCUCUUCAAAAGAGGGUGAUAACGAUAAAUUGACAGAAUCAGGAACAGAUAUCAAAUCAAGCACUACUCCCAUAGUUGAGCCAGCCAACAAUUUCGUAGAUCAAGUUGUUCCUGAGGUUGCUGAUGUUGUUCAUGAAGAUAUUGGUUUCAAAGAUAUCGAAAUUGAAUCUCCUGAAAUGCAGACAGCGGAGACAUCGGAAAACAGUCCACCUGAAACCAUUAGUGAGGUCACUAAUGGGACAAUAGCUGCUAUUGAAACUGUUGAGACGCCUCAAAUUGAGCCAAAAGUGGAAAGUUCUGACCUAUCCUUAGAGGAACCUUCUGAUAGUGUCGUAGGUAACACCGAAAUCCGUGAAGAAAUAGUCAUUAAAACUGAUGAUUCAAGUAAGACCAAAGACGAAGCUGCAAAAAGUGAUGAACCUAAAGACGCAAAUUCCACAGAUCCUAAUGAGAAACCAAAAGUAGAAAAAGAAUUGACUGAGAUGGAAGUAGAAUCGACAAUCGACAUCCCGAAAACACGUGAACCUGUUCCAGCUAGCAUUGUAGCUGAAGAAUGUAGUCUUGCUGCAACAAAAGGGAGAAGAAGCAGUGCCAGGAAUAAAACACCUGUUUUAUGCUUAGUAAGACAAAGUGUUAGAACUAGGAGAGCUCUAGCUGGUUCCAUUCCAAAAAUCGAUUUGACAAUGGAAGAUUCUAGCCCAAGUAAUGAAUCAGAAAACUUAUCCGAACCGAUUGUUCAAGACAGUGGCCGUGAAAAACAGUCUAUCCCAGUCAGCCCAUCCAGUGAUGAAGUAAAGAUUGUUUCUGAGCCCUGUGAAAGUGAAACUGCACAAAUUGAGCCACCGAAAACUCGUGGGAGAAGAGGAAGAAGAGGUAGAGGCCGAGGAAGAGGUAGAGGUAGAGGAAGAUGCGGAAAUGUAAGUUCCCCUGUAGAAUCAGCUUCAGAUAACCUAAUUGUACCUCAGCCAGCUGCUACUGAUGUGGCCAGCGAACUUUCUAUAAUCAAAACAGAUACUUCUCAAUUUGCUGAAAGUAAACCAUCUCCUACUGUAAUUGAAACUACUAAGAGCAUUCAAGUGGAGUCAGGAAAUUCAGAGAAAGAGGUAACCGAACCAGUUUCCGUCAAAACAAUUGGCCUUGUCCCGUCGAAAAAUCUUGUUUUAGAGGCACAAGCUGAGUCGGUGCAGCAUAAAUUGGCCGAGGAGAAAAAUACAGAAAGUACACAAGCCAUCGGCAAUGAAGAUCACUCUAAGAUAUCAGUCUUGGAGUCUGAGUCUAGCAAAGAUUUAGAGAUUGUUAGUACAAUUUUGGAACCCCUUGAAACAACCACUGAAGAAAUUAAUGUUCAUUCAACUGAAAUAAAUGAAGAUGAUGGUUUGGAGAUAGAUUUUUCUGUGAGCGACACUGAGAGAAUGGUGAUUGAUUCAGAUGUUGACAGCGAACCUGACAACAAGCCAUCAAUUUAUGAAACUUUGUCAGAUGAAGACGAGGGUUUAGAAUUACAUGAUAUUUACGAGGAUCUAUCUGACAGUAAUAUGGAUGUACCCAUCGUUAACCCAGCGAAAAAAGAAGAAAGCAAUGCACCAUCAGAAUCUCAACCAUCUGUAUCAGAAGAGGCUCCGAGGCCUCAACGAGUAAGUUUGACCAUUGCACCUCGGGCAAAUGUAAAGAGACCGGCUGUGAUUGUGGAUAGUGACCUAGACAGUGUUGGAAGCAAAGUAGUCGUUCAGGGUUCCGUAAGACCCUUCACAGAUCGCUCACCAGCAAAUGAUCCAAUAAAACAACAUACAGAAAUACCUGCUAUUGCUGAGCCAUCAGUAGCUGAUCAAAAUGAACGAAAAUCAAAAUCAGACAGUAACAAACUUGAUCAGUCUAGUAUAGAGGAAACAUUGAUGGCUAGGCCGAAAUUUGUGACAUGGCCACCCACCUCAGCGGAUGUGACAGUAUCUCCACCCAAACCUUCCCAACCAUCUCCUUCAAAUAUUUCAGCUCCACAACCUUCCAAGCCUACAAGUACAGUUCCCACGGCCAGUCUGCCUAUUGAGCUCUCCAAAUCACAGGUCAUUGUCGCUGAUUCAGACAAAGCUUCUACAGCUUCCAGCACUGAGAGAACCAAAGGACCAACUUCAAAACCGGCAACUAAAAAGCAUGCCACUGUCGUUCAAACAAAACCCCUCUCCGUUUCCUCUAACGCUGCCACAACUUCAUCAAGUUCUGUUCCUAAAUCUGCUCCAAAAACCACUGUCACGACUAUUUUGAAGAAGAAAUUACCUGGCACAAAAGUUGUUCUCUUGAAGAGCCCCUCAAAUUCAAGUAAAACUACCGUCAAGGAAAGUGCUAGUGGUCCUAGUAAAGCUAGCACUUCUCCCUCGGGCAAAUCUCCCGCCAGAACCAAGGUGGCCAGCUCAGAAAUGACAUCCUCCACAUCCAAAAGUCCUGUUGUAGCAGAGGAAGCUCCACACAAGAAAACAACAAAAGUGUUUAAAAGAAAGCCCAUCACCGCCCCAGUGGUUACAACUCCGAAAUUCCCUAAAAUCAUCCGGGGAUCUGCACCCAGAGGAGCACAUCGUGGUCGUGGUUUUGGUGCUGUGCCCAGCACUGACAGCCCCACAAGUACCCAACAUGUGUUACUCCUUACCCGAGGUGGGAGAGGAAACAGAGGCACCAGAGGUAUUGAAAGAGGCACUAGAGGUAUUGAAAGAGGCACCAGAGGUAUUGAAAGAGGCACCAGAGGUAUUGGAAGAGGCACCAGAGGUAUUGAAAGAGGCACUAGAGGUAUUGGAAGAGGCACCAGAGGUAUUGAAAGAGGCACCAGAGGCACCGUGAGAGGAGGUGGAGGUCGGGGGAGAGUGUUCGACAGGAUGGGACCCCCACCACUCGCUCCUGUAAACACGAUGCCGAGAACAGUUGUGGCUCCAUCCAAUCCUGUAACUUCCCGAACUGUGUCUGUUCACCCUGAACAGGCUAUUCAUCAUGAACGCCCCAUUCAAUCAGGACGUAUUAUACAGCCUCAUCAUGCUCGCACUGUUCACCCUGAUCGUCUUAUUCAUCAAGAACGCAAGGUCCACUCAACAAGACAAGAUCGCAUCGUCCACUCUACGAAUGAGGGCGGUUUUUCUGAUCGUAAAGUGAGACAACCUCUGUUGAAUAACCCCCAGAAGAUGACCGUCACACUCGGCAGCCAGCAGAGGCAAUCAGACACACUCGGCAGCCAACAACGGCAGUCUGGCAGCCAGCAUAGGCCAUCUGGCAGACUUCCUUAUAUUCAUGGUCUAGAGAUAAGAGAUGGCCGGUAUUACUGUGCAGUCUGCUACAACUACUUUGAAACACCAUUCCUGGGAAGGAACCACGCCCAAUCCACUGACCAUAAGGACAAUGUCCAGUACAGCUACGCCAUGCAGUUUAAAUAAACUUUAUGGGGUAACUUUAUCAGAGUAAAAAACGAUUGGGUCAACAGUAAAGGGGAUUACAUAUUUGAAAAAUUAUGGAAAUUGUUGACUGAAUCCAUAGUGUUGCAUGUUUUUUGUGGUCUAUAAAUAAUUUAUUGUUUUUACGGCAUAACAUAAUCGAUCGACCGUUCAAGAUCGGGCCACAAUUUGAGAAAUGCUUGGCGUGGCCCUCUGAUGGUCUCAAAUCUUUAUAGCUUGAAAGUGAUUUAUUGUUUUAUUUUUUGUUUUAACACGAUAAUUUUAUUUACCGAGUUUUACUGCGAGCGAUAUUAAUAGGAUAUAUUUUUUACCGCAUUUUUUCCGUAUGAAUAACAUGAUUUGAUAACCGUUGCUAUUGGUCGGUAUAUAAUGAGAUAAUGUUAUUAGGGUGUGAUAAACAUUACAAUAACAUG
This is a messenger RNA of Bolinopsis microptera, 7957 nucleotides long. RefSeq lists its product as uncharacterized. The transcript is spliced from 19 exons. Gene Ontology annotation, molecular function: nucleic acid binding; zinc ion binding. NCBI's taxonomy places the organism in Eukaryota, Metazoa, Ctenophora, Tentaculata, Lobata, Bolinopsidae. The record is from RefSeq and is a predicted model, not a curated record. The coding region runs from base 60 to 7526 and encodes 2488 amino acids.